AGCAGCAGCGGGGAAGAUGAGCCUGUACGAGUCCUUUGCUCAGGCCACGGCUCUGGGUGACCUGCACACCUGCUUGAUGAUGGACAUGAAGGCCUGUCAGGAGGAUGAUGUGAGGCUCCUGUGUUACCUAACCCCCUCCAUCUAUUCAGAGUUCCCAGAUGAGACCCUGUGUAGUGGAGAGCUCCUCAACAUGAUCGUGGCUGUCAUUGAUUCAGCGCAGCUUCAGGAGCUGAUGUGUCACGUGAUGAUGGGUAAUCUGGUGAUGUUCCGUAAAGACUCAGUACUCAACAUCCUCAUUCAGUCUCUGGACUGGGAGACGUUUGAGCAGUACAGCACUUGGCAGCUUUUCCUGGCGCACAGUAUCCCUCUGGAGACCAUCAUCCCCAUUUUACAGCACCUCAAAUACAAGGAACAUCCUGAAGCUCUGUCCUGCCUGCUGCUGCAGUUACGAAGAGAAAAGCCGAGUGAGGAGAUGGUGAAGAUGGUGCUGAGCCGACCUUACAACCAAGAGGACCAGUUCACCACCAGCAUCCUGCGGCACUGGGCGGCGAAACAUGACGACCUGCUGGGAGAACACAUCAAAGCACUGCUCAUCAAGAACAACAACAUGCCCCGUAAACGACAGAG
Messenger RNA from Sinocyclocheilus grahami, 627 nucleotides. Its product is annotated as integrator complex subunit 3-like. The annotation marks the transcript as partial. The record is from RefSeq and is a predicted model, not a curated record. The transcript has 6 exons. Lineage: Eukaryota; Metazoa; Chordata; Actinopteri; Cypriniformes; Cyprinidae. Gene Ontology annotation, cellular component: cytoplasm.